AUGGUGAGCGGGUUGACCCGCUUGCCUUUUGAAGUACUAGCCAAGAUCUUUAUCUUAUCUUCCAACCCGCAGUUGCCAGUCACUUGCCGAUUCACUUUCCACAUGCUGUAUCAUGCUCCCGACGAUCUGAAAGUGGCCUGGUUACUGUAUCGACAUGGACACAUUCUCACGGCCGCUUGCGAAGCCGCUUUGAAAUUUCCAUUCUUUAGCAUGUCGCUAUUGGAACGUUUUGAUCGACUCUAUGCACGACAGCAACAGCAGCCGGACGCCAAGAUAUUGUUUACCAAAAAGAUGGUGCCGCCGCAACUCUUUUCGAAAAUGGAUGCGGCAAGUGAUGCGCUGGCGUUCACUUUACUCGAGCGAGGCGCCUCACCGAACAAACCUCACGGAUACCCACUGAUCAAAUCGGCGCAAUUGGGACGCCUCGAUAUUGUGAAGCAACUGAUUACCUUUGGAGCCGAUCCGACGGUCCGACAAAACAUGGCAUUACGCGUAUGCGCAGCAAGAGAUAACAGGGAAAUGGUGCUGUAUUUCCUGGACCAUCUGCAAAUCAAACCCGACAGUGAAUCCUUGCGAGCGUGUGUGCAGAAAGGCUUGUGGGACAUGGUCAAACUGUUGGUCGAUCACGGCGCUGUCCCCGAUAUGAACACUGUCAAUUUCACCUGA
Messenger RNA from Radiomyces spectabilis, 666 nucleotides. RefSeq lists its product as uncharacterized. The transcript has a single exon. Gene Ontology annotation, molecular function: protein binding. Bases 1 to 666 code for a protein of 221 amino acids. The record is from RefSeq and is a predicted model, not a curated record. Lineage: Eukaryota; Fungi; Mucoromycota; Mucoromycetes; Mucorales; Radiomycetaceae.